AUGAGGUUACAAAUAUAUUGCCUUUACAAAAUGUUGUCCAUUUUAGAAAAACAUAUAUUUCGCAAUGAAUUCCUUGAAAGCAAACUUUUACCAAUGAAGUUAUUGAAGAGAGAAGGUUCAAAUGAUUGUCUACCUCGAGAUCGAAGCGAAUUACAUUGCAUAUACGAGUGUCGCGUUGCCAUAAUCGGGUUAGGAGGUGUUGGAAAAUCUUUGGCGCAUUUGUUGAAAAUGUUUCCUGGUACAUUGACGGAACUUCGACUGUUGAAUAGAAGCGAUCCUUCAGGAAUAAUUGAAGAAUUAAAUCACAUACCUACAAAACUUCCUAUUUUUGGUAUGUGCGGAAUGGAAAAUCUUUGCAAAGGUCUAAAAGAUGUUGACAUUGUGGUGAUAUCGGCUGGUUACGCGAGAAAGACGGAUGAUUCAUCACGAGAAGAUCUUUUCUCGGACAACGCAAAGAUUUGUGCGAACAUAUGCAAGGCCUGUUCCGAAGCUUGUCCUACAGCAUUAAUAGCAAUAGUUGCGAAUCCGAUAGAUACCUUGGUACCUUUAGCUGCGCAUAUUUUAAAGAAACAUGGCUCCUACAAUCCAGCAAAAUUAUUCGGAGUCUGCGAAUUGGAUCAUUUGAGAGCGCGACAUUACUUCGCCGACUUAAUUUGUGUGGAUCCAAAAUGGACUUAUGUUCCCGUAGUAGGUGGUCAUGGGGAGCACACUACAGUCCCAUUGUUCUCAAGAUGUCGGCCUAACAUAGAGUUGACACCGGAGGAGAUGAUGAAUCUCACCAAGGCUGUUAGAAUAGCCGGAAAAAAUAUCGUGAAGAUGAAAAAAUCAAGUAGCACAUACUCCAUGGCUUCAGCAACCAUGUAUUUCAUUCACAAACUUGCCCGUGCCAUUCACCACGAGCCAAACAUAGUUAUUUCCGCAUAUACGGAAUCUCGCGUGACCGGGGCUCAUUUUUUUUCAAACGAAUUGUUACUUGGGCCAGCUGGGAUCGAUAAAAAUUUGGGUUUCGGCAGAGUUAAUGUAUUCGAGCAAAAACUUAUCGACGAUGCGGUCAAGGUCCUACGGAAGCAAGUCGAUAUGGUAGAAGAGUUCAUUGAUAAAUUCGACGUUUAA
This is a messenger RNA of Vespa mandarinia (Asian giant hornet), 1113 nucleotides long. RefSeq names its product malate dehydrogenase, mitochondrial pseudogene. The record is from RefSeq and is a predicted model, not a curated record. Lineage: Eukaryota; Metazoa; Arthropoda; Insecta; Hymenoptera; Vespidae.